GUUUCUGAGGACUUUGAUGCUGAGGAUCUUAAAUCAUUAAAUAUAUCCCAAUCCUUCACAAUAGUCAGUCCGGAGUCUACAUUUAUUAAGAAACUCUUAGAAAAUAGAUAUCAAAUUACCAACGAACAAGUUUCUGUUGAUAAUGAUGUUUCUUUAAUACCAGUGCAAUAUUUGGA
This is a messenger RNA of Racocetra persica, 176 nucleotides long. The record is from the annotation of a GenBank genome assembly. Lineage: Eukaryota; Fungi; Glomeromycota; Glomeromycetes; Diversisporales; Gigasporaceae.